This is a messenger RNA of Bombus pascuorum, 2547 nucleotides long. RefSeq lists its product as uncharacterized. NCBI's taxonomy places the organism in Eukaryota, Metazoa, Arthropoda, Insecta, Hymenoptera, Apidae. The record is from RefSeq and is a predicted model, not a curated record. The transcript has 6 exons. Bases 447 to 1616 code for a protein of 389 amino acids.
CUUCUUUAACUCCGGUGUAUCCAAGUAUCUUCGAACGUGUACGCGGCACACGCGCGAAAAACGGUCACACGAAGUGAGAGUAGACCACGAUGACGUUUCUUCCUACCUACGCUUCUUCGGCCAAGCUUGUGUACGAAGAACGCUUUCGAAGAAAGUUCCAGUUGCCGUGGAACUGUGACACGAUCAUCCGCGAAGCGAAACACUCGGCGUAUUCCAGCAGCGAUCGCAACAAAGUGCUACUACGAAAGGAAUUACUGUCAUCGACCGUUUUAUUCUUUUGUCAGUAAAAUUCAUAACCCGGUCGACGUGAAAGUUGAAAAAUUUAACAUAAACGAAAUAUCUUUCAACAAAUGUUUCCCGUGAUGGGAAAUUCUAAAAAGAGUUGGCAGAGAAAUUUUUCAAAAAUUUGGUAAACGCUAGAUAUUAAACAAGGAAAUAAAGAAAAAAUGAAGAAUUAUAGUACGACGUUUAGGUUGAUGCUUGUUUGCCUUUUUCUUUGCUCUGAAAUUCGCGCAGAGGAUCAAUUUCGAAGGAUUCGUCGUAAAAUCGACGAGGAUCGUUAUUGUAAUUUUGACGAAGCUCGAAGCAAUUAUGAUGCCACGGAUUUAUUAAGGUGUAUCGAUGAAUUGGCUGUCGAUCUCAUCGAUCGAGAAAGUGGCGUGCUAAAAGUAUCCAAUGGAAAAGGUCAAUUGAAUGGAUUCACGGGCAGGCAGAUCUCUUUUAUGGAUGUUUUCUCGAGUGUUUUCAAUAACGCUGCGACGUCGCAUCAGAGCAGCUCCCUUCCGGUGUACCCGAUUUCCGACUAUCAGCAAUCGAAUUAUCCGAGUGAAACCGUCGGUCUUUCUCCUGGAUUCCAACUGAAUCUGCUCGAUACGCUGUCCACGAUAUCCAGCCACGAUGACUACAAGUGUGUGCCCAGGAUACUCUGCGAGAUGGCCAGCGGAAAACUUCCUGGAAGAUCGUUAGGCAAACAGAGCUUCAGCUCCUUUGAGUUGUUUGGUCGAAAUGUUUUCACGGACUGGCUAACGAAAAUCGAUGUCGAUGGAAUGUCUCCAUUGCUGAACUUUGGUAGAGCGAUGAUUCUUGGGUAUAGCAAUCGUGGAAAUUCUGUGGCCUGCUACGAAGCGUUUCCAAAAUGUCCAAGAGACAUGAAUGGAUUGAUUUACUAUCUGAAUAACUAUAAUGGAGGCUUUUUCAAUCUUUUCAACAGGAUUCGGGGUGGAAAAUAUAGGAUGUCUAACGGAGAUCCUGGUCAGCCAGUUAAUGAUUAUUCGAAGAUUGAAGUGAGGGAAAGAAUAGUCGCUGGAAGCUCGACGAAACACAUUCGGGAUGAACCAGUACGAAAUACGGUUCAAUUCCCAUCUAUAAAAUAUCAAGAAUAUUAUGCAAAGAGAGAGUAUCCAAGAUUUGAUUCGAUAAGAAAUUACAAUGCGAUUACUUUUCCUGAUCAAAGAGAAUUAAGCAUCGAACCAACGAAUAGUUUACAGGAUGACGUUCCAAAAUCGGAACCGUACGUUUGGCAAAGAGACAACGUUGCAUUUUUUCCCAAAGAGAACGAAGACAGAAGAUUCUCUCAAUUUCGAUUCCCCUCGAGUUUUACAAUCGCACCGUCGUAAUCCCAAAUUGUAGAUAAAACAUUGAAAUACGUAACUAAAUACCUCAGUGAAUCCAAUCCAUAUAAUUAAAUAAAGGCUUCCAUAAAACACAUAAAAUUAUAGAAUAUUCUAAACUCCUUAACUCGUCUUCGGGGGAUUACGACCGCGAUAAAAUAUCGAAUUUCAAUUUUGCAUCGCAUAAACCAGGCGCCUUCCGUCGUGCGUUGCGAAUUUGCGGAUUAUCUGCGGCGAGAGAACCGCUGCAAAGACGCGAUACAGGUUUCCGCGAGGCAACGUCGUUUAUUUCGUCAGCGUUGCUCCCAUCGGCAAUUUUCUAUCCACCUGUACGCGAUGUGCUCAUAACAGGAAGUCCCGAGUCGCCGGUGAACGCGAUGUUACUGGCGCGGACGCCAUUUGUGGAAACAGCAUGGGGCGCCGUUAGAGUACCGACAACUUGUCCAAUGAAUCUGUGCCCGAGUAUGAGCCGCUUUAUGUCUCAGUUACGCGGCACGAUAAAUUGUAUUUUAUCUCGAUUCGAUUUCCUGCUUGCUACCGCUGCAUUUGUAUGCGUGCUCGCAGGUGUGAGACUUUUUCAGGGGCAACGAAGGACGAUGAAAGAAAGCACGGGCAAUCUAGAGUAACAUAUAAGUAAUAUAAACGGAAGAUAAGUUAAUAGAAUUAUAUAUAUAGGUAGAAGGAAGAUGCUAUAGUAAUAUUUGAUUACUUGUGGAGUAAAUUAUUAAUUGGUCGUGACGUUGGAAUUUAUUAAACUCGGCUGUUUAGGAUAAUAUUGUGAAGAAGUUAAUUACGAAAGAAUGGAAUUUGAAGAAAUACAGAUGCAUGAGAAUUUAACCAUAGUAAUGUUGACAAUAGUAAUUAAUUGUAACAAAUUGAGUUAGGAUAAUUUGGUGCGGCUAUGAAGUCACAAUAUCGAGUAAUAAAUGAAUUACCA